Bombus huntii is the source of this 9271-nucleotide messenger RNA. It is a transcript of the gene trc, whose product is annotated as serine/threonine-protein kinase tricornered. NCBI's taxonomy places the organism in Eukaryota, Metazoa, Arthropoda, Insecta, Hymenoptera, Apidae. The transcript has 10 exons. The coding region runs from base 1837 to 3486 and encodes 549 amino acids. Gene Ontology annotation, molecular function: protein serine/threonine kinase activity; ATP binding. The record is from RefSeq and is a predicted model, not a curated record. Gene Ontology annotation, biological process: intracellular signal transduction; peptidyl-serine phosphorylation.
AAGUGGUGGUCGUGGUCGGUCGGUUGGUCGGUGGCAGUUCGAGUCUGUCGUCAGGUCGAGAGACGUGUGGUUAGAAUCGACUCGUUGGCAACGUUCUCUCCGCGCUUCUACGUUUUCCUCCUUAUCGCCGCUGAAUUUCUCGCCAGCCGGAUGAAAUUGUGCAAUCGAGGCCUACGUUCACGACGUCUCUCAAUAUGGGUUAAAUGGUGUUUUUCGGACGUGACUCGACAAGAUCGACGAUCCGAUUCUACCUGUUGUGCGCAAACUUCGAUCGCCUGUGCAUUUCCAAGUGAAAAUUAGUGCGCGUAUCGCGUAAGUUUUUGUCGGAACGCAUCCUACCGAUCGAACGACAUUCGUUUAUUCGUGUAUUCGUUUCUCUUGCUCUACGUCCGGUACAUAGUUCUGGGAGGGAAUCGAAAGGAAUAUUGCUCGUUGCGAAUAAAGAAGGAAAGAAUAGGAGUGGCGGCAAGUUAGCUUAUCGGAAUCGAAUGAACCGUAUGCGUCGACGACGACGUCGAAGACGAGAACGACGGUAAUACGUAGUCGCUGAUGAUAGCGCAACGAAACACGGAUAAUGCGGCAACUACGUGACCGACCGAGCAACGUUCGCCAGUGCGAGAGAUCAAUCUCGACCUCCAAACGCUUUGCCGACAGUGUAGUCUCCAAGAGUUUACGCUUCGGAGGGACAAGAAAUAUUCAGGAAUGCCAUCCUUUUCCCUAUACAUACUUGGAACGUACUGUGAUGCCGCGAUCGUAGGAAACUUUGUUCGUUCGAUUCCUGCAAACGUCUACGAAAAGAUUCUUACGUAGGUCCGCGAGAAACCGUUAAUCGAGACUAGAUUGGAUCGAGCGAAGUAGGACAAAGUGCAAUAAUCCUACUUAAGGACAAAUUCGUGCCGUGUAUUUCUUCUAUCUUUCCGAUGCGCGGAAGAUCAAGGAUCUUCGGAAAGCGUUGUUUCGGAUCGGGAACAAAAGUCGUUGCUUCGAUCGAUCGAGCGUUCGAUUUUAAAUACGCGUAGACUAUUUUUCCUAUCCGCAUAAUUUACCUGGAUACUACCAUUCCGCGGUAGAAUAGUAUUACUCAGAAAGGCUGCAAUGAAAACUAAGUACCUUAUAACGUACCAAAUAAAUCCAAUAGGUCGUUCGUUUUGAUAAGAAUUUUAAGAAAACGUACAUAUUACGCGGGAGACGUCGGGAGAAUUUACAAAGAACUAGUUAAUCCGAUGUGAUUCGUCCUUUCCAUUCCUCCGUAUUCUCCGUAUUACGUUUGCAGAAAAAAUAAGAAAAUCCGACGAAGAUACGAAUUCCGUUUGUCGUUCGACGGUAAUCGACUGCAUCGAACAGCAGAGAGGAUCAGCAGCGAAGGAACAGCCAUGACUUUGGAUCGAUCGGACGAGCAAGGGCGCAUUUAGAAUACAGAAAGAGUCGUCGAGGUAUGUGCAACAAGUUAAGGGGAAGCACGUGACUGUUAGCUGCUAAAGCAAACAUCCGAGCAACAUAGAUAAAGUUGGAAGCGACGACCGCGAAACUUGAGGUACGCGCGCGCACAAGAAAAUAUGUACCUAUACUUGUACGUUCUCUUGCUGGCGACUCGCGAGAAAAAACUCGCUGGCCGAGUUUAAAGGAAACGUCGAACAUCGAAAUCGGCCGGUUGGUUAUGAAUUACACAAGUAAGAAAAAACUAGGAAAAACAAAAGGUGUACAUUGAAUUUCGUGAUCGUACGUUGCCGAACUUAUCGUCGAUACACGCCUAUGCCACGUCCUCCGAAACCAUAUAGGAAAUUUGCUCGAGUUUCCUAAAUAAUCUUAUCUUCGCGGAAGGGUGUAAAACCUUGAAUGACUUUUCCAUUCUGCGGGUUUGUCUUUCACUCGUCCGACGAGAGGACGAGACAAAUGCCCGUCGCUUCGGAAGAUUGGGUGCUGCACCCGGCUAAAAUAACCAGUUCCAUUACUACCGUCAAAGGUACCACUAUCCAAAGCACUACCACAGCUUGGAUGUCGCCGUACAGCAGAGCAUCUCCGUCCGAACGUCCAACUUCCAACAACAACAACAAUAAUGGAGUUGUUAUACUCGAAGGAUGUAGACCACCUGCUGCCACCACCGCUAGAAGGUUUCUCAGGUGGUUCAGCAGACUUGGUCAACCGCCAAUCGGAAAAUCAGGGGUGCUGGAGAUGGCGGCCACAGAGAGCACGAUCCGUUUCAGCGGCCAUACAUUGGACAAAGCUACAAAGGCCAAGGUAACGUUGGAGAAUUACUACAGUAAUCUGAUAGCUCAGCACAUCGAACGAAAGCAAAGGCUCGCGAAAUUAGAGGAAUCGUUGAAAGACGAGGGUCUGUCGGAACAACAGAAGCAGGAGAAACGGUUGCAGCAUGCUCAGAAAGAAACUGAAUUUCUUCGUUUGAAACGUUCCCGACUUGGCGUCGAAGAUUUCGAGCCUCUCAAAGUUAUCGGCAGAGGUGCUUUCGGAGAGGUACGACUCGUGCAAAAGAAGGAUACCGGACACGUAUAUGCGAUGAAAAUUUUAAGAAAAGCCGACAUGCUGGAAAAAGAGCAAGUGGCGCACGUCAGGGCGGAAAGAGACGUCCUGGUGGAAGCGGAUCAUCAAUGGGUCGUAAAAAUGUAUUAUAGCUUUCAAGAUCCUAUAAAUUUGUAUUUAAUCAUGGAGUUUCUUCCAGGCGGUGACAUGAUGACGUUGCUGAUGAAGAAAGAUACGCUUUCCGAAGAGUGCACGCAAUUUUAUAUCUCGGAGACAGCGUUAGCGAUCGACUCUAUACAUAAACUGGGAUUUAUUCAUAGAGAUAUCAAACCGGACAAUCUGUUAUUGGACGCACGAGGUCAUAUAAAACUCUCUGAUUUUGGAUUAUGUACGGGUCUGAAAAAGUCCCAUAGAACCGAUUUCUACAGAGAUCUCAGUCAAGCAAAGCCUUCGGAUUUCAUGACAUCGUGCGGAAGCGGAAGCGGCGGCGCGAUGGAUAGUAAAAGAAGAGCAGAGAGCUGGAAAAGAAAUAGGAGAGCUUUGGCUUAUAGUACAGUAGGAACACCCGAUUACAUAGCUCCGGAAGUAUUUUUACAAACAGGUUAUGGACCUGCUUGUGACUGUUGGUCCUUGGGAGUUAUCAUGUACGAGAUGCUCAUAGGAUAUCCUCCGUUCUGCAGUGAAAAUCCCCAAGAAACUUACCGGAAGGUUAUGAAUUGGAGGGAAACCUUGGUUUUUCCGCCAGAAGUUCCCAUUAGCGAGGAAGCUAAAGAUACCAUAAUCAGGUUUUGUUGCGAAGCCGAUAGAAGAUUAGGUGCGCAAAGAGGUAUAGAAGAACUUAAACUAGCCCCUUUCUUCCGUGGCGUCGAUUGGGAACAUAUCAGAGAAAGGCCAGCAGCAAUUCCAGUCGAAGUACGUUCUAUCGACGAUACUUCCAAUUUCGACGAAUUUCCCGAUGUGAAAUUGGAGAUACGUUUGACGCAACGGGGCACGCCAACCAAGAAAUAGCAACACUCUAUUUCUUGCUCGGUUUCGACCAGUCAGCAGCCUGACGCAACUGGAAUUCCGGCCUUGGUACAUAACCCGUACCCUCCGAUGUCAUCAACGGCAUCUCGAACGGAUGGUUGAUUCGUUUUAUCUUCUGAAUACGGUCCAGUCAAUCAUCGGCAGUCAGACGCUUUUACAUGUACAUACGGGAUGAGAAAUAGUCACGACGUACGUACAUAGAUACACGUUAUCGUAUGAAAAUGCGAAAGAAGAAGAAGAAGAAAAGAAAGAAGAGGUAGAAGGACAAGGAAGAACAUGACAAAGACGAUAAAAAAGAUCGUGUUGUUUUAGGACAAAGGACAAAAAAAAAAAGAACGGAGUGAUAAAUAUUCCGGAGACGAGCAGGUGCAAAAAUCGUUGCACAUGUGAUAAGGAAGAACCGAAAUAUUUUCAUGCGCACUGUAACGUUUUUAGCGAUGUCGCAAUUAUAAAACACGUUUGUUUUUCGUUCUAUCGUGAAUACUGUUUCCAUCCGAUCUUCGAUGCGUAGCAUAAUAAGAUCUCUUUCUCUCCCUUCCUCCCUCCUCUCUUUCUCUAUCUUUCUUUUUAUAGUAAAAACAUUAAUGGUAGGAGUAAAGAUGGAGCCUCGGUCCCCCGUGAUUCUCGCAGAAUGUGUAUAAUCUUUGUAUAGGGUUUCGGUCGAUGUCUUUUCUCUGUCUAACGAAGCACUGCUUUAGCUCUCGUUUUCAGCUCUCUUUUAAACGUUGUAUUUAUAGCUAGUACUGUGAUAUAAUAUUGUUUAAAAGUUUUGUACAAAAAUUGCCGUUUUGUCUGUUAAUGAUUACUGAACUUUACGAAUGUUGUAUUCUGUCCGAUUAUGCUUACGUUUCGUUCAAAAACUUUAAAUAUUCGUUGGUAUAAAAAAGGUAUUUUAUAUUUAUAUAUUUUUUGAGAGCUUUUGUCUGGAUAGUGUGCAGGAAUUGCACGAAAAACAAUUGGUGAAAUAUUCAACAGGAUCGAUCAUGUGUUUAAUCUCGUAGAUUUUGUUAGAUAGUUCAGAUUUUAUAUCGAUCAAUAGCAUCUCGCACGAAUAUUCGGAAAUUUGUAUCGGUGUACGACGAACAUUUUUUAAUUUGUUAUUUACAUGUAAUUGUAUAUUUUCGCUAUGAAAUGCUGUAAUUUGGAAUAAUCCAAUUACGAUGUGUAGGUAUCGUGGCACAAGCUUUUGCGUAAUUUUUGUGCUUUGUAGUUUUUUGUAUCAACAUAUGAUGUAUCAUUAAAUAAAAUGUAUUGCAGUUAAUUAACUAAUUGGAUAAGAGAAGAAUUACGAUGUAUAGAGAAUAAAGGGCAUACAGAAGGAGAAUCAUACAAGGUACCGGGUCUCUUUCUUAGAGAAAAUUAACAAACGGUUUUGUUCGUGCCUGAGCAUUAUGAAAAUUGUAAAGCUUUAAAAGCAGCUUAAACAAUGUAAAAACGGAAAAUAACGGAUACAUUCGUAAAAUUCAGGGCUCCUUCGUUGCCUUAUUAAGGUUCCUAACACGUAUACACACGCGCAGCCCAACCCAAAAACUACAGAAGGCGACGCUGGGUAAACCAUAGUUAGUAAUGGAACAAGAGAAAGGAAACGCUAAUUGAUGUAAUUUAGUGAUCGAUGUACAUACAUAUAUCUUUUAUAGUAAUUUUACAUUGAUUGAAAUGGAAACAAUUACACAGGGAUGUGCCAGGUUUCCGCGGUCAUCAUUUUCUCUCUUUCUCUCUUUUUCUUUUUUGCCUAUUUUUUUUUUUUUUUUUUUUUUGUUAUCCAUUUCCAUUUUACAUUGAAUUUUAAACGAGAAAUAACGUUUACUUCCGAUUCGCUCGAGUAAUCGUUAAUUAAUUUGCAUUUGCUAUCGAACUGGAUCGUAAUGUCGUUUGAGAGGUUGGUGCCCGAGUAUGUAGCACUAGCGAUUGGAUUAUGCAAAAUCUAUUGCACGCGGAGGGGAAAAGAACCACGUGCAUGGUGCAUAACACAAUCUCAGUCGAUGAAUGUAGUUUCAUUUCAAAUAUAGCUAUAUGCAUAUAUUUAAUUUAUUUAGCUAUAUAAGUAUAGCUAUACAUUAUGUAGUUUACCGACAGCCAGGGCACCGCGUUAGUAAUAGUACUAAUGAUAAAUAAGAUAGAAAACUUCUAAAUAAAUAACCUUAAGGUGGUAACGUACGAAAGUACGUACGUAUGUGCGCACGCUCGAGACGUAUCGCGUACCGGCUGAUAGUACUUGUAUCAAAGUUAUCUGCUCCUUCCUAGUACGAUCCGGCGUAUAUCCGUUAACGAAAUUCACGCAACGCGAUGUUGCUGCACGUAUAUGUAUGUGUUUACGAGGCGUUAGUUUCGUGUGUCUUUGUCGGCGAACACCUCCAGCGUACGAGUGUGGAGCACGAAACGAUCGUAACGCUUCGCGUCAUGCGAAGCAAGUAUUUCAUUCGUGCGAGUGUCGUGUCUAGAAACGGAUUACGAGCUAGAAAAAAGGUUGGGUAAAACGAUCAUCGUUGUAUCUCAAAGGUGUUUUACCUUUGAUUCUGUGAACGAGGAUGCCACGAUUCUCCGUACAAUUGCUUCUUAACUGAAUGUUGAUAAGGUGCACGGUCGGUGCUCCACGCUCUGAUGCUCGAAGCGCGAGUAGCCUUACGUCAUACGAAACGAACACACUUCGAUGUAUAACUUUACGAUACAGAGUGCUUAGAUUUAUGAAGUGCGACAGUUUUUAAAUGCAGGAAACACCAAGUAAAAAGUAUAAUAGCAACACUAUUUUUUGCACCGGUAGAAACGAAAACAAAGAACAGAAGGUGAAGAAGGUGUGCAAGUGUAAUAUAGAGGAUGCGUCGUAUUCGUGUGUAUGCGCGCGCGUGCGCGCGCGCGAAUCGUGUGAAAGAAACGGUGGCUAGGAACUUGGGAAUCAUCGGAGGAUAGGAGAAUCGAAGAACGAGUAGGGAAGGAAAACUGUAGGAGAAGAGUAAAGAAUAGAACGAGAUACAGAAGGGAUGAGAGGAGGGAGAGAGACGGUUGUUGCUGUCGAGUUCAGAUACUCUGACACCGAUAGAGAUACUCUGGCGUCCAAUGCUACUGAGUAAACGAACCAAGUAAUCGCGAUUUAUUUAUUUUGAAAAGAGUGUUAAAUAAAAUAAAACAAUAGCCACGAGAUGCCUUCGAUGCAGCAAAUGUUUGAUGCCCUGAGCAAACAAGAAUACGUGCGCGUUAACGCCGUAAAUAGGUUGGAAAAUUGUGUAAUCUGUGAAAUUUAGAUGAAUAUUAUGAAAACACAUCGACUCGAAAAAAGAAGCGUUUGCGAUUGAAAGUUAACCGAAGGUGACGUCACGUAUGCUUACAUACUUGUGCGACGAUUACUUGUAAUAACGAUUUUUUGUGAACGUACCUUAAAGGAAACUCCAAUAGAUUAUAUGAUAAUUUUCGUCGGUGAAUGUUGUAAAUAUUACGAAGCAUUCGAGUCGUAGCGUUGGUCGAAUUGUGUGUCGAAUAAAAAAAUCAAGUAAUAUUUCAUCAAAGUAUAUUACAACAUUGCAUUUCGACUUGGACAGAUGAUUUAAUUAAUUGUCUCUCGUAUCGCUGUAGUUUGCGUGCAACGAUUUUUAAUAAUAAUAAUAACAAUAAUACAAUAACAAUAAUAAUAAUAAUAAUAAUAAUAAUAAUUACACGAAGGAACGCUAAAUUAGCCGAGAAGUUUAAAGUUCGCAAUUAGUCGAUGCGUACAAUUGGACGAUCCGUUUGAAGCGAUCUCGUAACGUCGAUUAAUUUGAAAAAAUCGAUACAAGCAACCACUUUGCCUUUUCUUUUCCGAACAAGAAUAUUACCGAUACUAUCGUACACGUAUAUUUGAUACAUGGUCGAUUGGCCGUCGAACGUAUCGUAUAAAUAUCAUUGUACCUAUUUGCUUAGGAACAUGGCUUUUAAGCAACAGCAACACCGAUUCUGUCGAGUGUUUUCAGACGCGUUCCACGUUAGUAUCACGUGCGCGAUUCAUUUCGGUACAAUAAGUUACGCAUAUAACGUUUCGCGUUAAACUUCUGUCGUUUUAAAUGGAAAAUGAGAUAAGGAAAUGGCUGUUUUCAAACGUUUGAGCGUAGAUCGUACUUUGUCCAAACUAGAGCUAUCUGUUACUCCGUUGCUGUUUUUAUUUUCGUUUGAUCGCACUCCAUUGAAUCGAUAAGAAGUAAGUUUGCCAGGGUUCGCAUAACGUUCCGAUGCAUCGACACUCGGCGUCCUAUCGAAAAACGAUUGACAGAGAAUUCGUCGACGAAAGAUUCGUCACGUGACAAAUUACACGUAUGAUACGAAAUGCAAGUAAAUUAGCGAAUUCAGCGAUAUUUGAAAACUGUCUGGUCUCGAUCGAAUGCCACGUUUGUGUAGCUUUCAAAUUUUGUAAUCGAACGAUCCAUAUUUCCAGACGAAUCCACUCUUCUCGUCGCAAAUCUCUAUUUCUCUUUACGCCGAUGUAUCCUCGUUUGUUUGAUCGAUCGAGUCAGCUUCGCGUGUGUCGAUAAUUGCCGUCUUAUAUUCCUAAUAGGUUAGGUGUCAAUAAAUAAAGUAAUCAUUUUCACAAUACUUUAAAUCUCGUGAAAUCUUUUCAGCGAAAGAAUUAUUCAGAAUAUUCGAUUAGACGAAACGAACGAUUACGCGAAAUCCUUGGCGCUGUGACUUUCUCUUGGAUGCGUUUUGCUUUAUCGUUUCCGAUUGUAUAGUAAUUUCGAUCGUACGCGAUAUCUUACGGCUUGCGAUCGAUCAUCGUCUUUUUCGUCUAACGAUUUUGUUGAAAUUCACGCGUGAAAAAUUGAAAACCGCGUUGAAAGAGGUAGGUGUGUGUAAAUCUAGUUGCAGCAGCCUUGUAUCAUAAAAUUUAUUUUCGAAUGUCGUUGUCACCAAGUCGAAUGAAAAAUAUUUCCAGUCGAAUUUCUCAAAGUAUACAUACAUAUAUAUAUACAUAUAUACGGGAAUGUGUUAUGUCCGGUUAACGUAGAGGAAAGAAAGAAAGGACGUUGCAGUAGAGAAGAAUAUUUACAUUUUUUCUGCUUCGGUAGUUUUACACGUUAAAAUAAAUAAGGGCUUGAUAUCGAUAAGAUAGCUUGAAAAGAAAAAUAUUAAAAGAGGUAAAAUUCGUCUAAAUAGAAUGUUUAUUAUUUAUAUUACAUACCUAUAUUACACAUGACGUAAUUUUACGUCAACGGCUGUGAACGCGUCAAAUCACGCACUGCAUCGUCGGAAUCGCAACAAUCGUUGCAACAUUGUACUUUUCGCAUCGGAACUUUUAUUCGACUCGCUGUCUCUUUCCUGGCGACGUUCUCGCGUUAGAGACAUCAUCGCAGCUAUCCGAUUCGAUAUUCCAAACCACCGUGAUGUAUCGAUACAGGUGAUACGAAGUAAAUCGCUCUAUACUAUUAUUGCGCAUGAAAAAUAAAUAAUUAAAUAAGACAGGACGCAAGGCGAUGACCGAGGAGUGUUUCGUCCUAUCGUUAGUUUUUACCGUGUGAUUUCCAUUCGCGUCCUCGUUUGCAUUCACGAUCGCCCCGAUUGAUUUUCCACGUCUGCGUUCGAACGAAUAAGACGAACACGAACUCGAAGUCGCAGAGCCGGUCGAACGUUUUCGUUUGUUACAACGGUAAGUUUGCGCGAUUUGAUCGAGGGUUUGACACGGAGCAGUUUUGCAAACAGAAACGGGCAAAUAGAGGCGACGUACGAAGUGGAAUACCGCUUCUCAUGCGCGAUAUAUUACAGUGUAAUUAUAGAUAUUGUCGUUAAUAAAUUGUUUUUUAUUUUA